Molecule: messenger RNA, 1431 nt
Organism: Cladocopium goreaui
Lineage: Eukaryota; Dinophyceae; Suessiales; Symbiodiniaceae
Source: the annotation of a GenBank genome assembly
AUGGAGCAGCAGAAGCAGAAGAACGAAGAAUUGCAGAAGAAGCUGCAAGAAACUGCUGCACUGCAGGAAGAGGUCGCAAAGAAAAGAGAAGAGACCGAAGACUUGCAGAAGAAACUGCAGGAAGCCUCUGCAAUGCAGGCAGAAAUGGAGCAGCAGAAGCAGAAGAACGAAGAAUUGCAGAAGAAGCUGCAAGAAACUGCUGCACUGCAGGAAGAGGUCGCAAAGAAAAGAGAAGAGACCGAAGACUUGCAGAAGAAACUGCAGGAAGCCUCUGCAAUGCAGGCAGAAAUGGAGCAGCAGAAGCAGAAGAACGAAGAAUUGCAGAAGAAGCUGCAAGAAACUGCUGCACUGCAGGACCCAUGGGACACAUGUGCAGUGUCAUGUGCAGGGGAAGAGGUCGCAAAGAAAAGAGAAGAGACCGAAGACUUGCAGAAGAAACUGCAGGAAGCCUCUGCAAUGCAGGAAGAGGUCGCAAAGAAAAGAGAAGAGACCGAAGACUUGCAGAAGAAACUGCAGGAAGCCUCUGCAAUGCAGGCCGAAAUGGAGCAGCAGCAGCUUCAAGCGGCUGCACUGCAGGCGGAACUGGAAAAACAGAAGAAGGAGAAUGAAGAGCUUCAAAAAAAGUUGCACGACACGCCGACACAGGCGGCGACCGAUCAUCGGGAAGCAACGUCCACGGCUCCGCAUUCUGUCGUGGAUGAGGCUGCCAAAAAGGCCGCUGUCGCAGAAGAGGAGCGAAACAAGGAAGAAACGCGCUUGAACGAGCUCUUGGCGAAAAGCAAAAGUCUGGAAGAGGCGACGGCCGAGCUGGCGGCGAAGCGAAGUAAAUUGGAAGAACAACUGAAGGAACAAGAGAGGCUCCUGGCAGAGGAGCGACGCUUGGCGGAGGAGGCGGAGGCCAAGGUGAAGGCGAGCAAGAAGACCAAGGUGGGGUCUGAAGCCAUGAAAAGCUCCGGAACUUCUGCUCGUUCAGGUCAGGAGGAGGCGGCCACCAAGAUCCAGGCGGUGGAGCGAGGACGCAGCGCCAGGAAGGCCACCAAGGAGAGCAAGACCAAAGGUAAAGAGAAGACCCACACGCAAGUGAACGUGGGAAUGAUGAGCAUGCGAAUCUGAGCCAUCGAAGGAGACGCCAUGGGAAUUUGCGGCUGAGGAUCAGCUGGGUCACUCGGCAACUGGAGCCGAAGAACGACGGCAAUGCGACGAUAUGGGGCCUGGAUUUCCAAGGAUUCCACCGAGAAAAACGCGUUGCGGCCCCGCGCAAGCGCGCCGGCGCUGCAAGCGACGUGCCGUUCCUGUUUCGAGGAGGAGCAGCUUGGGCUCUAUGCUCUGCGCGGCAGAGUACGAUGAGUUGGACGAGUUCUAAGUGGACAACCAGAUGUGGAGGUCAUGAUUAACCGCCGACAAAUCCACUCUGAGAAUCAUAUCCCCAGG